Molecule: messenger RNA, 1689 nt
Organism: Plenodomus lingam JN3
Lineage: Eukaryota; Fungi; Ascomycota; Dothideomycetes; Pleosporales; Leptosphaeriaceae
Biological process (GO): water transport; transmembrane transport
Cellular component (GO): plasma membrane
Molecular function (GO): water channel activity
Source: RefSeq, a predicted model, not a curated record
AUGGCGCAAGAUAAUCCCAAUCUUCCUCAAUUUUACACCCAGAACCCUUAUGAUGGCACUCCUUACGACGAGUCUCCCGGUGCUCAAACACUAGGUGGUCCAUCGCCAGGUGCUCAAUCCGGAGGUGGCUUAUCCCCCGGGGGCCCAUCGCCAGGCGGUCCACCACAUAGACAUGGAUCAACUGAUUCCAGGCACGAAUUGCUUCGCCUACCUAUCCAACCAAACCCUGCGCACAUUGACUCCAAUCAGGACUCUAUACCACCAACCCAACCAGCCACUCAACCAAACAUUGCGUCAAAAUCGUCGAGUGUCCGGAGAACGACGGGACAGGCUGACCCAAACGACUGGUAUAAUGCUGCUGUGCGAGCUUACAACGCACCUGAAGAAACUCCUAGCCGUAUGAGGAAGCCAUCACGGCAAUUUCAUAAUGCUCCACCGCCUACCCCACCACAGCACCGCCCCGUCUACGUGGAAGACGACUACUCAGACGAGGAAGACGAGCCUCGAGUCUACCGUUCUCGCUACACCAGGCCACACCGACGUCCCCCUGUCACAUAUGAGAACUAUUACGACUUCAACUCUCGUUAUGGGCCUAUUCCCACACGAAAAAGAAGCAUUAUAGAUCCGUAUUCUGAUCUGCCAUCGAAACCUCAAUAUCACAUGCACUAUGGCAGCGAUGAUGAGGAGCGCUACAAACCGCGCCGUCCUGGUAUGCCCGGAGCAGCAGGCGGAAGAGGACCACCUUCACCGCCGGUAUCUAGGGAAGCAGCCUUGAGACUGCCGUGGGCAGUGUGGAUGGGAUCAAAUGCUAAGAACCACUUUGUAGCCUUUGUCGGCGAGUUCGUGGGCACAACCAUGUUCCUCUUCUUCUCCUUCAGCGGCACCCAAGUUGCAAACAUUGGCUCCUCGGCCGCUAGCUCGGACAACACGACAACGGGUGAAUCCUCGGGCUUCUCGCCCAUCGUCCUGCUCUACAUUGCCCUCGUCUUCGCCUUCUCCCUCAUGGUCAACGUCUGGGUCUUCUUCCGCAUCUCGGGAGGCCUGUUCAACCCGGCCGUCACGUUUGCCAUGUUGCUAUGCCGCGCCAUGAGUCCUCUGCGCGGCUUUCUCCUGCUUGCGGCGCAGAUAUCCGGAAGCAUUUUUGCAAGUUACUUGGUGAGCGUGUUGUUCCCGACCAACUUCAAUGUGCGCACGACGUUGGGUGAGGGCACGAGUUUGGCACGUGGGUUCUUUAUAGAAAUGGUGCUUACGGCGGAGUUGGUCUUUACGAUUUUCAUGCUGGCAAAGGAGAAACAUAAGGCAACCUUCAUCGCCCCCGUCGGCAUCGGCCUCGCCCUCUUCAUCGGCGAACUCGUCGGCGUCUACUACACAGGCGGCUCGCUCAACCCCGCGCGCUCCUUCGGCCCCUGCGUCGUAACCGGCAUCUGGGACCAAGAGCACUGGAUCUACUGGAUCGGCCCCGGCGCGGGCGCCAUCUUCGCAGUCGGCUUCUACCAGUUCAUCAAGAUCCUCGAGUACGAGGUGGCGAACCCGGGCCAGGAUGACGACGACAAGGAUCAGGAAAUCAAGCAGGAGAGUGCGCAGAAGGAGAAUGUGGAUCCAGAGAGCUUGGAGCCGGUUGGGCCGCGCAAGAAGAAGUCGCACUCGAUUGAGGCGAAUGGGUUUGGGGAUGGGAGGGUUGGGGGGUAG